AUGUUCCCAAAACCUCACAUCUCCCAAGACAGUUUCUUCCACGAAACCACCCCAUCACCAGCACCAGCAGCAACAACCCACCCCCCUCAACCCCCUAUAACCAUCUACUUCAUAUGCGGAAACCCAGGCCUGAUAUCCUACUACCACUCGUUCCUCUCCCUGCUAAGCGACCGGCUCUGCGCUGCAUCGCGACGCAAGUUCCAUGUCGUCGGCCAUAGUCUUGCUGGGUUUGAACUGGCUUCCGGCCCUGGCCCUGGCGGCCCUGCACGUAAAAAACAUGAACAUGAACAUGAACAUGGAAAGGCAAAGGCAAAGGCAAAGGAGCAGUACGCCUACUACUACGAUCUUGAAGAGCAAAUCCGGUUCGUCCGGGAAAAGCUAGCGGUGCACAUGGCGGGUUUGCGAACCGUGGACCAAAUGCCCCAGGUGAUUCUUAUGGGGCACUCUGUCGGGAGUUAUAUUGCUAUGGAGGUGCUUCGUCGUUAUCGCGAGGAUAGUGAUACCACUACUACUACUGCUGCUGCUGCUGCUGCUGCUGCUGCUGCUAGCGGGAUUCAGAAAACCGGGUUUGAUAUCAUCGGCGGCGUGAUGCUUUUCCCGACGGUUCUGGAUAUUGCAAAGUCGCCGUCAGGGCGGAAAUUGACUUUUUUGCUCAGGCUUAUUCCUCAAUUGGCCAUAGUUGUGGCUUUCGUAGCUCGUGUACUUACGCUGGUGUUUCCUGACUGCGCGUUACGGACGUUGAUCCGGUGGUUUAUGAAGUCACCACCGGAGGAGGCUGUUACAGCCACAGCGUCGUUUCUAAAGAGUAAAUACGGCGUGCGGGAGGCUUUACACAUGGCUGCCGAUGAGAUGCGAACCAUUACCUCCGACAAAUGGAGCGAUGAUGUUUGGGGUGUAUCAACAGUGAAAGAACCUAUGACUCGAUUGUUCUUCUAUUUUGGUAGGAAUGAUCACUGGGUGGCUGAGCGCACAAAAGAAGAAAUCCUGGAGCUUCGCGGACGAACCCAGACCGGUCCUAAGAUGGUCGUUUGCGAAGACUCAUUACCCCAUGCCUUUUGUCUUCGCCAUAGCGAUAUCAUGUCUCGUAAAGUUGCGGAUAUGAUCACCGCCAUCGUGGCGGAGUGA
This is a messenger RNA of Aspergillus ochraceoroseus IBT 24754, 1125 nucleotides long. RefSeq names its product bifunctional triacylglycerol lipase/ester hydrolase. Gene Ontology annotation, molecular function: lipase activity. Gene Ontology annotation, cellular component: lipid droplet. The record is from RefSeq and is a predicted model, not a curated record. Gene Ontology annotation, biological process: lipid storage. The coding region runs from base 1 to 1125 and encodes 374 amino acids. The transcript is spliced from 5 exons. Lineage: Eukaryota; Fungi; Ascomycota; Eurotiomycetes; Eurotiales; Aspergillaceae.